Messenger RNA from Rotaria sp. Silwood2, 3441 nucleotides. Lineage: Eukaryota; Metazoa; Rotifera; Eurotatoria; Philodinida; Philodinidae. The record is from the annotation of a GenBank genome assembly.
AUGAUUAAUAUAAUCAUAUUUUUUUUCAUUUUUCCAUUAAUCUAUUCAAAUCAUCAUCUACAUUCAUUACCAUCAAUUAUAAUCGAUCCAAAUAAUUAUUCUGAAUCGGAUAUAAUUCUUCAUAAUUUUCAACAUCAAUUUCAUUCAACAUAUUCCUAUCGUUGUUUAUUACAAACUGAAUCAAAAUAUUUUUAUCUUGAUUCAUCAUGUCAAUUAUUAACACGUUUAUCAUUAAAAGAAAUAUGUCCACUUAAUUAUACAUUAAAAUUAGAAAUUGUUUUUCCACAAAAUACAACAAUAUAUGAAUUAAUAAUUGAAUUAAAAUAUAAAAAUUCAUUUCAAUUUAAUAUUAAAAAUAAUCAAAAAAUUAUUAAUUUACCAUUCUAUUGUAAUAAUAAAAAUGAUAUUAAUAUUGAAAAUAAUAAAAAUAAUGAAUUUUUUAUUGGUAAUGCACAUAUAUUAUUAAAUAAAGAUUAUGAAGAAAAAUUAUGUCAAUUUGAAAAAAAUCCUUAUCGUAUUAAAUUAAAUGAAAAUGAAUUGUAUGAAAAUUUUUUACAAAUUAAAACAAUAUCAAUAUGUUCAGCAACAAAUUAUUUAUUAGCAUCAUCAAAUUCAAAACGAAAUUUUGAUUAUUUUACAUUAAAUUCUUCAACAGGUUAUUUAAAUUUAAUACGUCCAUUAGAUUAUGAAACAAUAACAACAUGGAAAUUAGUUAUACAAGGUCAUGAUAAAUCUUCAAUACCAUUUUAUACAUAUGUUAUUAUUGAUGUUGAUGAUAUAAAUGAUUGUCCACCAUUACUAUCAUGGAAUUUUCCAUUACAAACAAUUGAAAUUCUUAAUGAUACAGAUUUAUUUAAUAUUGAAAUAGCUAUACAUGAAUCAAAAGUUGAACAAAAUAAUGUUAUUAUUGCAAAUUUAAUUGCAUCUGAUUUAGAUACAUCAUCAAAUAUAGAUAAUCAAGUUAAAUUUCAAUUAAUUAUUAAUUCAACUGAUUUAUUACCAUUUGAAAUUCAUGGACCAUUUGCUGAUUCAACAUUUGUUUUAUCAACAAAUCAUAAACUUGAUCGUGAAUAUCAUGAUAAAUAUAUAUUAAAUUUAAUUUUAACUGAUAAUGGACAACCGAAAUUAUCAUCAUAUUAUAAAUUAUUUAUUUAUUUAAUAGAUGAUAAUGAUAAUUUACCUAUAUUUGAUAAAUCUAUUUAUUAUGUUGAUAUACAAGAAAAUAAUUUAAUUAAUACAAUAUUAUUACAAGUUUAUGCUAAUGAUUCUGAUUUAGAUGAUAAUGGAUAUGUUACCUAUGAAUUAGAUGAUAUUAAUAAUAAAUAUGUUACAAUUGAUAGUCAAACAGGAAUUAUAAAAACAAAAAUUCAAUAUGAUUAUGAACAAAUUAAAAAUUUUACAUUUAAUAUUACAGCUAUAGAUCAUCCUAAUAAAGGAAAACAAUUUAAAACAACAGCUAUGAUUUCAGUUAAGAUUAUUAAUCAAAAUGAUAAUAUUCCGAAAUUUCCUCAAUCAACAUAUGAAUUUUCAAUUUAUGAAAAUAAUUCUCCAAAUAGUUAUAUUGGUCAAGUAAUUGCUUAUGAUAUUGAUAAUUCUUCACUUACAUAUUCUCUUGAUAAUCCAUCUAAUGAAAUUUCUUCUCUUUUUCAAAUUUCAUCAUCUGAUGGUAAAAUUUAUGCACUUAAUCCAUUGGAUCGUGAACAAACUGAUCAUCAUAUAUUUUAUAUAAUUGCAUCCGAUGGUCAUUAUAAAUCAUCGCGUAUUCAAAUUCAUAUAAAUAUUCUUGAUUUAAAUGAUGAAAUACCUCGUUUUAUAUUUCCAAAUGAUCAUAAUGAUACAUUAAUUAUUGAUCGUACAUAUUGGCAUAUUAAUGAUUAUAUAUGUCAGAUAGAUGUACAAGAUCAUGAUCAAAUACCAAAUCAUACAUUAAUGCUUGUUCAUCAACUUAAUCAAUUAAAAAAUUAUGAUUAUUUAGCUGAACAAAAAUCUUCAUUAAAAUUUGAUUCAUCUAAAUUUUAUCUUGAUGAUCAAGCAAGAUUGUUUUUUAAUUCAACAAAUAAUACAAUAUUAAAUGAAGGUGUUUAUUAUUUAGCAUUUAAAAUUAUUGAUGGUCAAAAUUAUUUUGAUGAAAAAUUAUUAAAAUUAAUUGUUGUUGAUAAUUAUGAACGUGUACAAACAAUUGUUAAACAAUAUGAUUAUCUUGGUUCACAUUUAAAUAAUCGUUUUUCAUAUUUACAAUAUCGUUCAAAUAAUAAUAAUAAUAAUAAUCAUCAUUUAUACCAAUCACGUCAUUCAUAUUCAUCAUCAUCAUCAUCAUCAUUAGAUCAAUCAAAUAAAUUUCUUGUUUUUAUUAUUAUAACUGUAUUAAGUAUUAUACUUAUUGGUAUAACAUUUAUAUUUAUAUCAUUAAUAAAACGUAAAUCAUUUCAACAAAAAGAAUUAUUAAAAAAACAAGAUUCAUUAUCAACAUCAUCUGGUACACAACAACAAUCUGAUUCUUCAACAAUGAAUUUAUUUAAAUCACCAACAUCAAAUAAUAAUGAUAAAAGACAAAAUUUACGUGUUAGCAAUUGUUAUGAAUAUAGUAAUAUGUCAUCACCAUCAUCAUUACUCGUAUUAAAUAAAGGUUCAAUAACACCAACAUCAUUAAUUAAUGAUAAUUGUUGUCUAUUAGAAAAAUUAAAUGAAAAAGAACUUUAUGAUGAACAAAGAACUAAGGCAUAUUCAUCAUGGAUAUUAUCAACAUCGAAUCGUCCUGAUUCUCGUUAUUCUCAACGUAGUAAUGAUUCAUCAACAUUUCAUUCACUUAAUCGUCUUUCUAUUCCACCACAAAUACAUUCAACAACAAAUUUAUCUCAACAAUUAUGUUCACCUAAACGACAUUCAACAACAACAUAUGAAUCAUCAACAACAGCAUCAACAAAUAAUUCAAAUCUUCCACCGUCAUCAACACCAACAGAAUAUACAGUUGCUAUUGUUUCAUCAUCAUCAACAAAUAAUUCUCCACAUACACCUGUUAGUUCAGAUGAUGGUUUUUGUGGUUCAUCAGAUAUAUCAGAUCCACCAAUAAAUAGUGGAAGUAAUAGUUUAAUAUCAUCACAUCCCCAUCAUACCUAUCGUCAACCAUAUACAAUGAUGAAAGAAGGUAUUAUACUUAAAAGUCAACAUUCACCAUCAUUUACAACAUUAAUUAAUCGUUUUAAUGAUUCGACAGUAACAACAAAUGGAACAGAUACAACACGACGUGUUCGAUUUAAUCUUGAACCUGAAGGAAAACAUCAACAAAGGACUAUUUUACCAUUACCAACAUCAAAUUCACCAGAUCGAUUAGCUGAUCAUGCUUUAAGACGAUUUGAACAAUUGUAUAUGAGUCGAGAUAAUGUUUUAGAUAAACACUCGGUCGAUUCGACAGUAUUAUAUACAAAUUCGACAGUCGUCUAG